This is a messenger RNA of Cladocopium goreaui, 841 nucleotides long. Lineage: Eukaryota; Dinophyceae; Suessiales; Symbiodiniaceae. The record is from the annotation of a GenBank genome assembly.
GCAAGCAAGUAGUCGUGAACGGCCCGGAUUGUGGUAAGAAUGGAAGCAGCCUUGAAAUCGGUUUUAACCGUUUCGCGCCAAUCAAGAACCGAACGCAGCCGAACACAUUUUCCUUUUCAGCUUUUGUUCACAGGACUGUCCAAGUUGUGUGGAGUGCACUCCAUGAAUGCUGUUGGAGGUAUUCCAUGCUUUGCUAGAUUGCUGCAGCGGAGUCCUGCAAAUAAUUUUGCCUUGAGUCUACGACGUACGAAAAUUGUGAUCAAUGAAAAGGCCCUGACCAAGCGAGUUUCCAGGUCUUCAGGGCCCGGAGGUCAAAGCGUCAACAUGAGCGACACUCGAGUUCAAAUGAGCUUCAAGUUGGACAAAGUGGAUUGGAUCCCAGAGAAGGUUCGGCUAAAAAUGCGAGAGAUACACAAGAAUCGGAUUAGCAAAGCUGGAGAAUUUUCUGUAGCUUGCCAGCAGACCUCGUCUCAGCUUGACAAUACGAAGAUCGCUAUCAAGAAGAUCGGCGAACUUAUAGCUGAGGCAGAGAAAGCGGUGAGAGACGAUGAGUGGGAGAGUGGAAAGCUGGACUUCAAAGAGCACAUUGUUGAGAGGUUCAAGCGGGAAGGACGAGAAAAAGACCUGGAAAAGCGAGAGCAGGCGAUCAAAGAAACUAAGCGUCGCAUGCGUGAGAAGACGAAGAACAAGAAGAUUUCAAUGUAUUGAAAUGAUUCUCAAUUGAUUUAGUUUUGGCAGCAGGGCUCACUUUAGCCACUGCCAGCAUUGUUCAAUGAGACAAGUUGCAUUUUUGACCUUUCACAACUGAUUUUUCCGCUCUUUGGGAAGCGCAUGGUGAAAA